CAGGUCCAGCCAUGUCUCCCCAGGGGUGUCUGAGUGUCACCAAAUAUUUCCUCUUCCUCUUCAACCUCCUCUUCUUUGUCCUGGGCGCCAUCAUCCUCAGCUUUGGCCUCUGGAUCCUAAUCGACCAGCAAAGCUUCGCCGCUGUCCUGGGUUCCUCCCUGUACGCCCUGAAGGUCUGGUCCUACAUCCUGUCCGGAGUUGGUAUCAUCACCAUGCUGCUGGGUUUCCUCGGAUGCCUGGGUUCCCUCAAGGAGAUCAAGUGUAUGCUGGGAUUUUAUUUUGGUUUCCUCUUUCUCCUCUUCGCCGCCCAGAUCACCAUUGGGGUCCUGCUGUACACGCAGCGUGUCACGCUCAGUGGCAAGGUGGGGGUGUUCGUGGAAGACGUCAUCCGGACCUAUCCGCUGGCAGGACCCCCCGGCGAGAAGCACCAGAGCUGGGACUUCAUUCAGGGGCAGCUCCGGUGCUGCGGCUGGAGCUCGUACCUGGACUGGCACCAGAACCCCGUCGUGGACAACUCGUCUCGCAAACUGUACCCCUGUUCCUGUCACAACAGCUCCAGCCCUGGUGAGCACGGCACCGGCACCAACACCACCGAGGCCCCGGCCGUGCAGGGGGCCACCGGGUUCUGCACCACUCAGGGGGAGUGGCCGGUCUACAGGCAGGGCUGUGCGAACAGCGUCCAGGGCUGGCUGGCCAAUAACAUCAUCAGCAUCGUGGGCAUCUGCCUGGGCAUCGCCCUGAUGGAGUUCCUGCAGCUGCUGUGCCUGGCGCUGGCCAGCACCCUGGAGUGCAGGAGACUCACCAGUGGCUCCCAGGAAAUCCUGACCUUCCCCAGCAGCUCUGUCUCAUGAUGUUAUCGAUGUUUCUGUUUAGAAACAUGGGCCAGAACUACGACAAGCUGACCCGAUACUCCUAGGAAGCCCCUUCCGCCCCAGGGGGUGGAGGGGGAGCAGAUGGGCAUGAGCCACCGCCCCCCAACUGGGACCAUCCAGCAUGGGCUGAAGCAGCUUUCUUUCUCUGUCUGUUCCUGAGUGUUCUUGGCAGGGGGCAGGGCCCCUGGUCCAUUUCCCCCCAACCCCGGUGUGUCAUCCCCCGCCCCGUCCCUGGCCUGAGCUGUGCUCACCCUUUGGGGCAGUGGCGUAGGGAUGGCGCAGCUAUUUCGUUCUGUCUCUGGGUAUCUAUUAGUGGGGUUUGCUGCAGUAGGGAGGGGAA
Molecule: messenger RNA, 1212 nt
Organism: Terrapene triunguis (Three-toed box turtle)
Lineage: Eukaryota; Metazoa; Chordata; Testudines; Emydidae
Gene: CD37
Product: CD37 molecule
Exons: 9
Coding region: 12-851 (279 amino acids)
Cellular component (GO): membrane
Source: RefSeq, a predicted model, not a curated record